This is a messenger RNA of Teleopsis dalmanni, 904 nucleotides long. RefSeq names its product stress protein DDR48-like. The transcript has 3 exons. The record is from RefSeq and is a predicted model, not a curated record. Lineage: Eukaryota; Metazoa; Arthropoda; Insecta; Diptera; Diopsidae. Bases 1 to 789 code for a protein of 262 amino acids.
AUGGAGUUACCUAACUUAUGCGCAGCUUGUUUAAUGCGUACCACACUUUCAGCGAGCAAACGUUUAAAUUCAGAUUUUGCGUCCUUUCCGUUUGAAGUUCCUCCGCGGACAGCAGCUAAAAGCGGUACUGAUACUGAAACAGGCGAUGAUCCAAAAGAAACAGAUUCUGAUAAGCAGAUACCUAACAAUAAUGAAAAUAAGGAAAACGAAAAUAAACAGAAUGAAAAGACAGUUGGUGAAGACGAGACUUCAGCAAAAAAGUCACCGGAGGUAUCUGUUUCUAGUGAAAUUGAUUCUAAAGUAGAAUCUUCAGCAGAAAGUUUCGCAACUGCGGGAAAUGAUAGCGAUAAUGAUGACGCCAGUUUUGCAAAAUUAAAUAACGUAACAGGUUCUUUGUCAAAAACAUGUGAUACUGCUGAAUGUAAUGAAAAUAAAAGAAUAAAUAUCGUUGAAGAGAAGGACAAAAAUGCUGACGGCAACGAAGAAAUAAAAGGUUCAAAUACAUUGAAAUUUGAUAAAUGCUCUAAUGAUAAUGAUAUGAUACUGCGCAUGGAAGAUGAUGUAUCCGAAAAACAUCAGGACACUGAAGCAUAUUCUGAGGAUGAUAACAAAGAUAGCGAGAAAGUUUCAAAUGAUGACAGCACCGAAACUCACCCACCUGAGCCAGACUCAGCUGCAGAUCCAGAAACCGAUGAUGAAGAAUUGAAGAAUUCACAGAGCAAAGCAGACAAACAAACUGUUAGUACGACUACUACGGAGUUAGUGGGAGUUACGAAUUCAAAUAACUAAUAAUUUAAAUGUUAUAUAAUCGUAGGUUUAUGUAGUAUAAACUACAUAAUUAAUUAAAAAAGUUAAAUUUUUUAUUUGUGUAAAAGUUUUGGAAGUGUUGAAAAGUAAAAAUACA